Molecule: messenger RNA, 3426 nt
Organism: Cyphellophora attinorum
Lineage: Eukaryota; Fungi; Ascomycota; Eurotiomycetes; Chaetothyriales; Cyphellophoraceae
Product: putative Na(+)/H(+) antiporter C3A11.09
Exons: 1
Coding region: 1-3426 (1141 amino acids)
Biological process (GO): proton export across plasma membrane; sodium ion export across plasma membrane; intracellular potassium ion homeostasis
Cellular component (GO): plasma membrane
Molecular function (GO): sodium:proton antiporter activity
Source: RefSeq, a predicted model, not a curated record
AUGGCGUGGGAACAUUUGUCGAUUAACAAGCCGCAUCUGGUCUACAUCAUCCUCGGCGGCUUCACUAGCAUUUUCAUGUUGGUGUCCCUCUUUAUCAAGGAAAAGCUAUACAUCGGUGAAGCCACGGUCGCGACAAUAUGCGGCGUCAUCUUUGGCCCGCACGCUGCCAAUCUGAUCAAUCCGCUGGACUGGGGUAAUACCGACCAGAUCACGCUGGAGUUCUCUCGAAUCGUUCUGGUUGUGCAGUGUUUUGCGGUGGGUGUCGAGUUGCCCAAGGCGUACAUGGAACGGCAUUGGCGGUCGGUAGUGUUUCUGCUGCUGCCCGUUAUGACUUUUGGCUGGCUCAUAUGCAGUCUGUUCAUCUGGUGGAUGGUCGUGCCACUGUCGUGGUUGGAGUCUUUGGCCGUGGCUGCGUGUAUUACCGCUACCGAUCCUGUGCUGGCCUCGUCCGUGGUCGGCAAGGGUAAGUUCGCCAAGCGUAUCCCGAAGCAUUUAAGAGAUCUACUCUCCGCGGAAUCCGGAUGCAACGAUGGCAUGGCUUUCCCGUUCAUCUACUUGUCGAUCUAUCUCAUCCGAUACAGACCCCACGCUGAUAAGGUGGCGUUCCAUUGGAUCUGCUACACCAUUCUUUAUGAAUGUAUAUUUGGCGCCAUCUACGGCGUUAUUGUUGGCUAUGCUGGUCGUCGUGCCAUUCGUUACUGCGAGGAGAAAGGUAUCGUCGACCGCGAAAGUUUCCUGGUGUUCUACUUCGUCUUGGCUCUUUUCUGUGCCGGAUCUGGCAGUCUGCUCGGUAUGGACGAUCUGCUUAUUGGGUUCUGUGCAGGAGUAGGCUUCUCGAACGACGGCUGGUUCUCUGAAAAGACCGAAGAAUCCCAUGUGUCCAACGUUAUCGACUUGUUGCUCAAUUUGACAUAUUUCGUCUACCUCGGCACGAUCAUCCCGUGGGCACAGUACAACUCUCCAGAGCAUGGACUUGAGCCCUGGAGACUGGUGGUCAUUGCUAUUUUCGUCAUCUUCUUCAGGCGUAUUCCAAUAAUGUUGGCUUGUAAACCUUUUAUACCGGACAUCAAAACGUGGCGAGAAGCGUUGUUUGCUGGACACUUCGGACCCAUUGGUGUGGGUGCCAUCUUCGUUGCCAUCUUGGCUCGAGCGGAGCUUGAAACGGAAUCGACCGAUCCGUUGGAUGAUCUACCUCCUCCGGGGAGCAAAGACUACGAUCUGAUCUAUCUGGUCUGGCCCAUCGUAACUUUCUUGGUCAUAUCAUCGAUUGCGGUCCACGGAUCUUCGAUCGCCGUGUUCACACUUGGCAAACGAAUCAACACCAUGACUAUAACCAUGUCGUAUACUAAGGACACCGAGGAUGGCCCAUCUUGGAUGAACCGGCUUCCUCGGAUCUCUUCGCAAGGUCGAUCCUUAUCUCGAGCGUCUAGUUUCAGCAUCGACGAGGAGAAAGGCCAGAUGCAGAUCCCGAAACUGCAGCUCCGGCGGCAGAAGGAAGAGGAGUAUGAUGAGAAAGCUGACAUGAAGCCCGCACCCGCCCAUACCAAGCCGCGCCGCAGGAAGAGAAAGAACGCAAAUGACUCCAGACUGGGCGGUCCUGUUUCCGCAAGUGCUAUUGCGCCCGCCAAAAGGUCUGAUCCUGCUUUGCUUCAGCAUACGGACACAGGCUUCAGUGGUUCCGACACCCUUUUCGAUAAAUCCAACUCAUCCCCCGAUACGCCACUUCGCUCUGCGGAAACUUCGCCCGAGCGAGGCGGUCCACGUGAUCGUAAUCAGUCCCGGUCGCGGUCGAGCAGUAGCCGGCCAGUGGAGGUGGAAGCGUACGACGAGGGCAACGAGCUUGUCGUGGAAGAUGAGGAGGGCAACGUCAUCUCCGCUACGGACGCAACAGGCAAGACUCCCGAGGAGAAGGCAGCGAUUGUUGAGUCAGCAAGAAGAAAGCUGAAACAAGAUCGAAGUGGCGACUUCACCAGGCAUCGUGGUGAAGCACAUUCCAAAGAGACUGAAGGCGAGCAUUUGGCUGAGGAAGCUACCUCCCCUCAAGCUACUGGAGACGGUGAUCAGUACCGUACAUGGGCACAGCGACUGGGUAAAUGGAAAGGCUUCGGAGGUGGCGGCGCAGCCAACGAGAAGAACGAGGAAGCAGUACGCAAAGACAUCGAGAAACAACAGCGAAAGCGCGGUGCGGCCCACGCUUACCAGUUCGGUAAUACCAUUAUCGUUGAGGACGAGGAUGGCGAAGUCAUCAAAGAGUAUACUCUCCCAGAAGCUGAGGGUGGCCGCAAGCGUACUUACGGUCAAGAUCAACUUCGCUCAGGUAUGCACCGCAUGGGAACAUACCUCGGCGUAGGAAAGAAAGAGGAAAUGGCGCCUCCGGAUGGAGAGGCACCCACAGCGCCUGCUAUUGCCGAUAAAGUCGACACCGACUCCGCAGAAAAAGAGAGUGAUGAAGCGGAGCAAGAGCCACAGCCCAAGCAGAGCAAGAGGCCCGGCCUGAACGUGGAUGACGACGACGGUCUCCGCCUCACGAUCUCCCGGCGCCAGGAAUACGGAUGGACUGGGCAAAGGCGAGCUUCCGCAACUGGUGCAUCCUCGAUAGCGCUCGGUAGCGGUCGUCGACUGUCUACGCGCGACUUCCUGAAACAGAUGCAAGAGCUUGAUCCCAAGAAUAAAAUCAGGGAGGUCGAGAAGAGCGACGCACCUGAGCAUGUCAAGGAACAGCUUCGGCAAAGUGCAAAAGCAGAACAGGCAGCUGGUGACGCUCUGGGCGUUGCCAGGACGCCUGCAAGCCGGGCUGGCAGAGGGCCAGGAGAAGGCGGUGAUUACUUCUCGAUGCCGACGCGUCCACAGGCGAAGCGGAAUACAACAAAGAGCACGAUUGAAGAGGAGUCGGAAGACGAGACCUCCAGCAACGGUGACGUCGAGACGCCUGCUCCCGGCAAGACUCCUGCGGCUGUACCGGAACGCCAGAUCCCGCACCACGAUGUGCGCUCUGCGAUUGCCCGCCAUGGUCCUCGUGGACCAGGCGCGAGAACUGCAGCUGAUGCUCGUCGCGAGCGGCUGUCAACGAUAACAUCGAACGAGUCCGGCGAACGAAACGAUGAUGACGAUCAGGGUGAAACAGCAGCUGAAAGACGGCGACGCCUAGCUGCUUUACACGGCGGGGGCGACGACUCAGAUGAGAGCGACGGUGGAAGCGUCAGACAGGUCAAGUCUGCAGUCAAGGAGCCGUCAGGUGAUGGUCCAAGCAGGGCACCGACGGUGACUUGGGGCGGCGAGACCGGUCGGGAUCAGCCGAUGAGGCGCACUAGAGAGGCGCAGCCGGCGAAGGAGACUGAUGCUGUUAGAUCUGAUAAGGAGGGGUAUGGAAUGGGCGGGACUGCGCAUAGAGCUGGGGAGAGGUUGAAGAGUAUUUGGAAGCGGUAG